AUGAUCGUCUUCUUCCUCUGCAUUACUUUGAACUCUGUUCUGGUUUCAGGUUCCUCACUCAGUGACAAAGUCGACCAAACUCCAGCUGACAUAUAUAAAGAACAAGGACAAACAGCCAUAAUCUACUGUUCACAUAAAAUAGACAACUAUGAUAAAAUCCUCUGGUACAAGCAAUUAAAUGGACAACUACAGUACCUGGGAUACCUGAAUGUAAACACUGGAUAUCCUGAAGAUGGACUGAAUGUGACCAUAGAAGGAGAUGGAAAUAAGGACAAGAACUCCACAUUAACAAUCAAGAGUCUCAGUGAGAGCAGCAGUGCAGUUUACUUCUGUGCUGCUAAUUACCACAGUUACGAAGCUUAUUUCGGCCAGGGAACUAAACUGACUGUUCUCGGUGAUGAGGUCAAACCACCAACAGUAACAAUAUUUCCACCUUCGCCAAACGAGUGCAGAAACCAGAAGGACAAGAAAUUAAGGAAGAAGACCCUGGUCUGUGUGGCUUCCGGUUUCUACCCCGACCAUGUUGGAGUCGUGUGGAAAAUCAACGGGAACGAGGCCAAGGAUGGCGUGGCGACGGACAGCGCUGCCACGAGGGUCGACAAGUUCUACAGAAUCACCAGCAGACUGAGAGUCCCUGCUAAAGAUUACCACACAGCCAGCAACACAUUCACCUGCAUUGUCAACUUCUAUGAUGGAAACGACACAAUACCUUAUGAUAACUCCACUUACGGCAUUGAAGGUAAAGCAGAGGGAGGCAUAACACGAGAGAAAUAUCUGAAGGUCACACAAGGUGCCAAACUCUCCUACGUUGUUGUGAUCAUCAAGAGCUGCUUCUACGGCGUCUUCGUCGCGUUUUUGGUGUGGAAGCUUCAGGGUUCAGCCAGGAAACACCACUGAGAGCUGAGCUGAUACCCGACAUGGAUCGUCUUUGUGUAAAUAAAACACCGCAGCACAUUGUUGUAUUCAUAUAUAAAUGAGCCAAUUCAAUCAAGCUAACAAUAUAUAGUUUUAUGCAUAUUCAAUAGUAAAGCUACUGUAUGACUGAUGUUUUUGUGUGUGCACUGAAUGCUUCACUUUCCUCUCAAUAAACGCAUGUAAAAAGAG
Molecule: messenger RNA, 1104 nt
Organism: Acanthochromis polyacanthus (spiny chromis)
Lineage: Eukaryota; Metazoa; Chordata; Actinopteri; Pomacentridae
Product: M1-specific T cell receptor beta chain-like
Exons: 7
Coding region: 1-897 (298 amino acids)
Biological process (GO): cell surface receptor signaling pathway
Cellular component (GO): plasma membrane
Source: RefSeq, a predicted model, not a curated record